CUGUUCUGUGUCUGUCUCCCAUGAUUCUCCGCGCUGCACGUCGAUGAAUAUUAAUAAAGCUGCGUGUCUGUCGACAGCCUCACGCGACGUUCGAUUGGCAGACGUUCCAGAGUCUCAUUAAUAUUCAGCAGCAGUUCCUCAACGUCAGCGUGCAGCCAGUGCUCAGCGUCAAAGCACGGAGCGCUUAUAGCAGAACGCGUCAGUGAGAAUUAUUAUAUAGAUGGUGCAUUUCUCCGUGGACUUUCUGCACAACAGUCACUCUUUGGGUUACCAGAGUAAAGCGGUCUACGAGGAAAACAUGUGCAACACAGAGGAGAGUUGUGCCGUUCUGGGCUCGAGGCAGCAGGCUCCAGGGCCUCUGUGGUGCUCCGAUGCCCCUCUCCCACUAACGAAGAUCCCGGGUGGGCGAGGGACAGGCAGGGAUCUCCCUCACAGCGUACUGCACAAGGACGAAAAGUUGACAGUGACCCAGGUGGGGUCGGUAAGCGGCGCGCCCCCUGUCCUGCACUUCCAGUACCAGUUAAGCGAGCGACGGUCCUCCUGCUGGGACACGGUUCUGUCGGACGACGCACUCUACCUGGAAAUCCCCGCUGGAGCUCUUCACAGUGGCAGCAGAGAAGGUUUCACCAGGCUGUUGGAGUUUGCAGAGGAGCAGUUGAAAGUCAGCUACGUGUUCCUGUGGCUUCAGAAAAACAGAGACGAUCGAUUGUCCAUUAUGAAGACCUUCCACUACAUGGGUUUUGAAGUGGUGAAACCAGGUCAUCCACUGGUGCCACCCCGGCCUGAUCUUCUCUUUAUGGUCUAUUCCAUAGACAGCAGCAGUUCUGAUGAAGAGUGACCAUCACACUCUCGCUCACUCUUAAAAUGCCCCCACCCCACUUCCUCCCCCUCUAUACCUCUGCAUCAGUGACUUUUAAGACAGGGGGAGGGGCGAAGCUGGGCCAACUAACACUCUGAUUGGUUCAGUUUCCAUUAUUAUCCCACCGAUCGGUUCUGAUUGGUCGUUCCAUCAGCAGGUGGGUUGGUGCUAAAGCAGAAAUCUAGCAUAUCCUCUCUGUUAAUUCACACCAUAUAUCAAACUGUCUAUACUGUUGUGUACACUAUGUAUAGAACAUUCAGAACAGGAUACAGAUUGCAGACAUAGUAACGAUAGUUUUUACAGAAGGGAAUGUAUUUGUAACCGGUUGUAGACUGUUUCCGGUGGCUGAUAAUGGUGAAUCAGGAUUUUUUGGUUUGUUUAUUCCAGGUCUUCUCUGUUUUACUCUUCUUUAGACGUUUCAGCUAAAACUUUCACUUGUUAAUCAUUCAAUGUUCUCAGAGGAAACAAGCUGAAUAGCUCUUAGUAACUAAGACUCGACUCACUUCAGCAGCGUAGUUCGCCCUUCGAACACUCAUUAGGAUUCAUGCUGUGUUCCAUUCAAUUGAGAAUGUUUGAAUUUCUAGCUUCCAAUAUAGAAAAGUGCAAUAGAAUGCAAAGUUGGACUUCAGACUUUUAUGAAAACUGCUAUUUCAUGAUGUGCACAGCUCACUGUUGACGAUCACACAUCUGCACAUUACCAUUUUAUAUACAUCAUCCAAACGUCAUGCAAUAAAUGUUUAAGUAUAAGAAAUAUCUUUCAAUAUUGGAUGGAACGCAGCAUUCUAGCGUAAGUUCCUCAAAACUGUGCAUCAUUCCAGACCCCAACAAGGCACUUGAGUGUAAGUUUAGAUUGAGUUUUAGUUGAAUUUUUUCUGAGUCUGGUUGUGAGGUUUGCUUUUCAAGAAUUCUUUGAGUAGAAGUUGUUCAAUCAGGCCUGUUGCUUUUACUCUUUAAAACAAAGCCAGACUUGAAAACUUCUAGAUGCAUGAGCAUGUUUGUGAUGAAAUCAUUCUGGUUUUAGAAAUCCCGAAGGUCCUUAUUUUUAUUUAGGGAGAUGCAGAGGUCUUCUGCGUGAGUCUUACCGUAGUCCAUCACACCUUUUGUCUUCAUCAUCCCAAACCAAAAGGAAACAUGAGAGCAAACCAACCCCACCCUCUGCCCCUCAGGGGCUUUAACACAAGCACUUUAGGAAAACACAAGCAAUUCAGCCGACGGUGCAUUGCACAUUCAUUACAGAGAGAUGUGCAUUGAGCUGUCAAGAUGUCUUGCAGUGUUUAGUGAACUUGACAUACUUGCCAAAGAUAAUGGUCUCCAUUCAAAGAGAACGCCUCAAGUUUCAUUCAGAUAAGACUGGUGAAUCUACCGUAGCAGCACCUUCAGAUAGCAGGCUCGGUCCCAGUGUAGUCAGGUAUAACAUGCAAAAACAUUCCCUGAAAUGGAAGCCUCUGUUUCUUUAAUACUUGGUCAUCUCUGUGGAAAUUAGGUGCAAUGAAUCCAGUUCUGUAUACUUCUCAGCAGGGUGGCCUUUAGGUUUUGCAUGUGUAAAUAGAUCUUACCUUUCCUCAUGGGCUGUGACAAUAAGCUUUUAGAGAAUGUUUUUUGUUCAUUCACUUAAAUUUUAUUUUUAUCUAUAUGAUUUAUUUUGUCUAUACCGAUUGAUUUUUUUGUAGUGCAGAAUUUAGAGUAAAUCAGAUAUCAUUUAAUGACAAUCUACACUUGUAUACCUUGAACUUUUUCCUUAUGUCCAAAUAAAACACGUGAUAAAACAAAACUUCAUGACGUACCUGU
Onychostoma macrolepis is the source of this 2647-nucleotide messenger RNA. It is a transcript of the gene oaz2a, whose product is annotated as ornithine decarboxylase antizyme 2a. Gene Ontology annotation, biological process: positive regulation of protein catabolic process. Gene Ontology annotation, molecular function: ornithine decarboxylase inhibitor activity. The record is from RefSeq and is a predicted model, not a curated record. Lineage: Eukaryota; Metazoa; Chordata; Actinopteri; Cypriniformes; Cyprinidae. Gene Ontology annotation, cellular component: nucleus; cytoplasm.